AAUCUUAAUCCGGAUUAACAAAAUCUUAAAUACUUACAUUCAACAUUUUUUUGAUAGGCACAACUGUACAAGAAGAGAGUGAGAGUGACCAAAAAAAAUAAAAAAUACCUCCCUAUAAUACCCCCAGACACCAAUCUCUUCAAUUUUCACAAAUGGAAAUUAUUCUAUGCACCGACAGUGUAAGUGACCCAACCCUCAUAAAAUAAUCUCAAUCCUUGAUAUUUAUUAUCAACUUUAUUUUUAAUAAAUAAAAAGUGUAUUUAAUGCAAUCUAACCAUUCAUUUAUGUUGGUGCAAGUGCACGGCGGUGCUCUGAAUAAUCUCUCUUUCACAAAUAGGGUGCGCAUUUUCCAUACUAACAAAACCGUCACCUCAGAAACCCCCAGCUUCCCAUCUCUUUAUCGGAGACGCAUGAAUACAACCCCCACCGUCUGCCACGUGGUGGCAGUGCCAUAUCCCGGCAGAGGCCACGUCAACCCCAUGAUCAACCUCUGCAAACUACUAGCUUCAAAGAAAGACCACAUUCGAAUCACCAUUGUCGUCACAGAGGAGUGGCUUGGCUUCAUAGCCUCUGAUCCCAAGCCUCACCAAAUCAGCUUCGCUAGCAUCCCAAACGUUCUUCCAUCUGAGCUAGUUCGCAGUAAAAACUACCCUGAAUUUUACGAUGCAGUGAUGACAAAAAUGGAAGCUCCAUUUGAAGAGUUAAUGGGUCGAAUUCAGCCUCCGGUGACGGUGAUUAUAGCAGACACCGAACUUCUUUGGGCCAUUCCCGCCGGCCGCAGGAGGAAUAUUCCGGUGGCAUCGCUCUGGACAGCGUCGGCGUCAGUCUUUGCAACCAAAUGUGAAGAGUUGAAGAUGGAUUUGUUAGAUGGAGAGCUGAAAUUGGACCAAACAGGUGAGCUGGGAGAGCUAGAGGACCCAAGAGUAAUCAAGCUCGCUAUGGAGUGCAUUGCAAUGGUUUCGAAAGCGAAUUACCUACUAUUGAGUUCAGUGUAUGAGCUUGAAUCCAAAGUUGUAGACACUUUACGAACAGAAUGCACUUUCCCUGUGUACCCAAUUGGUCCGGCAAUACCUUAUUUAGAGCUUGAAUGUGACAAUGGCCUUGACUAUCUGAAAUGGCUAGAUUCCCAACCUAAAGACUCUGUCUUGUACAUCUCGUUGGGGAGUUAUCUUUUGGUUUCGAGCACCCAAAUGGACGAAUUUGCUGCUGGGCUUCGAAAGAGUGGGAUUCGGUUCUUAUGGGUUGCUAGGGGAGAGAGUGCUAGGUUGAAAGAGAGGUCUGGUGAUAUGGGGUUAGUGGUGCCAUGGUGUGACCAAUUGAAGGUGUUAUGUCAUACUUCUGUUGGUGGUUUUUGGACUCAUUGUGGGUGGAACUCGACUCUAGAAGCUGUGUUUGCUGGUGUUCCAAUGCUUACUUCCCCUUUGGCUUUUGAUCAAUUUCCUAACAGUUGGCGAAUUGUUGAAGAGUGGAAGAUUGGCCGCCAGGCAGUUAAGAGAGAGGUAGAAGCUGAUCAAGACUCGAUGACAAGGGAAGAUAUUGCUGACAUUGUGCAGAGUUUCAUGGAUCUUGAAAGCAGUGAUGGAAAGGAGAUGAGAAAAAGAGUGAAGGAACUCAGCACUUUGUGUCACGGAGCAACUGCAAAAGGUGGUUCAUCUGAUAAGAACCUUGAUGAUUUUAUCAUGGACAUAACCAAAGCUGCAGCUAUCUGAUAAAACCUCUUACCCAUAGCAUGAGGACAAUGGUAUGUGCAUGGCCUUGUAGGUUCAAUACUUCUAUAUAUUCAAAUUAGCCUUUAUGUCUGAAUAGGUGUAGGUGGAUACCAUAAACAUGAUAACAAUGGUGUACAUGGUCUUAUAGGUUCAGUAUAUGUUUUGAAAUCUAAAUAACUGCUUAAUGAUAAUAGUAAAACUUUGCAUAUCUUAUUUCCUUUUUGGCUAUCAUGAAGCAUCACAGUACUUUCUAUAUAUUUGUCAAUUGCUCUGGUACAGUAAAUAAUAAUAAUUGAGUUCUUUUCUUGUUGCUGGAGAAUACAAAUUUGGCUACUUAUGUUUUAGCAUUUGUUAGUAUCCGAUUUCAGUAAUUUUAAAGCAUAAAAACUCCCUACUUCCCUAUACAAGCGUCUCUCAUUUCAUCUGUUCUAUUACAUAUUAUAUUACCUUUGAAGCUUUCUUUCUGGCAUAAUAAAUCAAUUUAUUCCUAAACACCAAAAGCCAAUAGGGUCACUUUAGGGGAUUCUUCUACUUCAUAAUCCCCUGCAUAUGCUGUGGCCGGCCAACCUGCUAUCUGAUCAUCAUAGAAUUCGGACAUGGACUUCAUCAGUGGACAACUGGCCAGUAUCUGUCACGUGGUGGCCAUGCCCUAUCCAGGUCGGGGUCACAUAAACACCAUGAUGUACCUCUGCAAGUUACUAGCUUCACAAGAAACUGACAUUCUCAUCACCUUAGUCCUCACGGAAGAGUGUUUAGGCUUCAUAGGCUCUGAAGACAAGCUGGACAACAUUCGGUUUGCCACAAUUCCCAAUGUUCUCCCAUCAGAGCUGGUCCAUGCUGCCGACAUGAAUGCCUUCAUUGAAGCUGCCUUAUCCAGAAUGGAAAUCCCAUUUGAUCAGCUCUUGGAUCAGCUCAAGCCACUGCCUACUUUGAUAGUGGCUGACACUUUCCUGCCUUGGGCAGUCAGUGUUGGAAAUCGAAGAAAUAUCCAAGUAGCAUCGUUUUGGCCGAUGUCCGCAUCCAUUUUCUCUGUGUUCCAAUAUUUUCAUCUUUUUGCCCAAAAUGGGCACUUCCCAGUUGACUUGAUAGAUGAGGGCAAUGAAUGUGUGGACUACAUCCCAGGAGUUUCUUGUACAAGAUUGGCAGACCUUACUAAUUUCAUCGAUGGAAGCAAACCAUAUAUGCUGGGAAACAUCAUUGAAGAUUUUUCUUGGGUCCCCAAAGUACAAUAUCUCUUGCUUGCUUCUAUCUAUGAGCUUGAAACUACAGUCAUUGACAUUUUAAGAUUAGAAUUUUCACUGCCUGUUUAUACAAUUGGUCCAUUGAUACCUCACUUCAAAGCUAAUGACCCUCCUAGUAGUGGUCUAGACUAUCUAGAAUGGCUAAAUUCUCAAACUUUUUGCUGUGUCUUGUACAUCUCAAUGGGAAGCUUUCUUUCAGUCUCUUGUGCCCAAAUGGAUGAGAUUGCAGCCGGUUUGUGCAAGAGCAGUGUUCGAUUCUUUUGGGUAGCUCGUGGUGAAACCGGUAGGUUACGAGAGGUUUGUGGUGAUAAGGGGUUAGUAGUGCCCUGGUGUGACCAAUUGUGAGUGUUAUGACAUCCUCGUAUUGGGGGGUUUUUGACUCCUUGUGGGUGGAACUGAUAAGAGCACAAAGUGUGACAUUUUUAAUAUGUAUUUUCCCUCAUUUGGCUAAGUUAUUCUCUUAAAAUUAAUAAUUAUAAUAAAAUUUAUGUUUUUAGUUACUUCAAGGUCGGAAAUGGUGAAAAUAGGUAAAAAAGGGCAUAAAUGAGCAUAAAUUAAGGACAAGUCAUUUUAGAAACUUUCCUCUUUCAUUUUAGGAAAUAGGGGGAAGGGGAAAUUACUGGUC
Rosa chinensis is the source of this 3575-nucleotide messenger RNA. RefSeq names its product UDP-glycosyltransferase 87A1. Lineage: Eukaryota; Viridiplantae; Streptophyta; Magnoliopsida; Rosales; Rosaceae. The coding region runs from base 264 to 1709 and encodes 481 amino acids. The transcript is spliced from 3 exons. The record is from RefSeq and is a predicted model, not a curated record. Gene Ontology annotation, molecular function: UDP-glycosyltransferase activity.